CGUAAAGCUAGAAACAUUUGAAGUUCAUAUAAUUUACGUUUAAGAUACUAAUUCCACUAAGUCGGUGACGAAAUAAUGACUUACUUUUUUCAUAACCGAAGAUCUGAAUUUGUAAGCUCAAUAUUAUUGUAAAAACAAGGUAAUGCUGUUUGAAACAACGGAUCAUGAUUGAGGUCGACGAAGAACUGGAAAACGCUGUCAAUUGAAUGUGGAUUGUUUGAAAACUACACCAAAAUGUUGUUUCCUUUUGUGUCACCAUUUCAAUUGUAGGCAUUGUAUUAUGGAUGUAGCAAGUAAUAGUCACCGGUGUUUGCUUGAAAAUAUAUUGCCAUGUCAAUUGAAUGAAAAUUAUUUUUCUUAGCAAAUAUAAGUGUCAUCUAUGAUAUAGUUAAUAACGUAAUCAAGUUUAUGUAUUGAUACUACUAAAAGCAUGAGCUGAGUGCUCGAAAUUUCAGGACGUGAAUAUCAGAAGCUAUCUAAGAGGCGAUUUUGUCGUACUCCCACUAAUUUGUCAAAGCAAUUAAUCUUCUGUAGUUGUAAUCAGAAACCACAUGUGUUAUACUAGUUAGAUUUCCUAGAAAUUAUAGGACCUUCAGUAAUUAGAACUAAGCCGUUGUCGGGAAACUAGAUUUUUAUGAUUUAUAGUAUGUUUAUGUGUUUACAAACUCUAAUUUUAUAUUGCCGGCGUACAAUUUUCGUAUAUGAGCCCAAUAUGUUUACAUUGAGAGAACGAUAUAUUGGUGCAUUGUUCAAUAAUUGAGAAUGAAUGUAGUUUAUGAAUAAUAGAUAUCUACAAUUUGAAUAAUAUGGACGUCAUCCGUUGUAAAGUGAUUAUCAAGUCAAACAGGAUUGUGAUUUUAAAAUAGUUCGUCUUAAGCGAAGCCACGUUUCAAAAGGUCAGAUUUAAAGCAGACUCUAAUAUUAAGUCAGGCUCAUGUUUUAAAUUUAGUGCCAAAAAUCUAGUUUCCUUUCAAGAUCCACUAUUUGGAAAUCGCCGAGCAUAGUAUAAUAGCGCACGCGUAUAAAUAAAAUGCGAAGCUAGCCAACAACACCCUUGCCAACAUUCUAAUAAAAUUGGGGUGUAUUCGUAUUAUUGAUCUCCAACAAAGACCGAUUCCCCUUAGGUACCGGCGCUCCCAGCUGUGUAGAUUUUAUAUUUUUUGAAAAAUAAUUGCAGUGACACAGUAUAUCAGUUACUUAAAAUUAUGGAUUCUUGCGCCAUGAGUACGUCUGGUCUCUUAGAAUGGGAGUUUUCUUUGCCGGCUGAUCAAAUAAUUUCCCAUGGAUGGUACCACGGAGCGUUGAGCCGGACCGCUGCCGAGAGCUUGUUGCAGAAAGACAGGGAGUUCCUGGUGAGGGAUUCGUCAUCGCAACCGGAUAACUAUGUGCUGAGCUGCCGUUCUAAUGGACAGCAUUUACAUUUCGUCAUACAACGAAUCGUUGUUCACCCAGAAACUGUUUACGAGAGAUACCAAUACCAAUUCGAAGAUGAAGCUUAUGAUACUGUUGCCGAUCUCAUUACUUCAUACGUUGGUUCAGGGAAACCCAUAUCUGCCGCUUCUGGCGCCAGAAUACAGUAUCCAGCCAACCGAAUGAUGCCGCUGACUAAUUAUAUACAAGGCGACGACAUUAAUUCCGUAAUUUCACCGGUAGGCGACGGAGCGCUUUACGGUAACUCUUAUAGUCUGUACAGUCAUUUCGCUGCGAAACCUGGAAUGCAAUUGCGAGUGCCUUUUAAGAAACAACGUUCACAUUCUCUGACUCCUAUAGAUAUAGGACAGCACGUCGCUCAAGGCAAAAGCGCUAGCGCCGAUGGCGUCAUACUAAACCAAACAAAUAAACACACCAAGACACUCUCCGGUGAUUCCAACUCUAGCUCCGGUACAUGGGAUACCAACUUGCCUACAAGUCCACCAGCCAAGCCCGCUAGAUAUGACGGUCCAAAGGCUGAUGAUCGAAGACUCGAACUCCAACGAAUCUACCAAGUAUCGGGGUCCGAUUCAGGAAACGGAUCCGGAGACUCUACUCAAAGUUCUGCUCAUGGAGAUCCAAAUAAAUCAAGAAUCGAUUCAGAUUACAACUUGAUUACACCCACCAAUAAACAGCAAUUCGACUAUGAUCUUACUGAAGCAAAACUACUUCAAUCGGACAACUUGGACUAUGUUGUGGAAUCAAGGAUAAAUUUGGGAAGUUUUCAAUCCAUGAUAAUACCUACGGGUCUUACGAAGCCACUAGAAUCUGAAACUUUGCACGCAAUCAAACUACUCUUGAGAACAUCCGGACCCCGCAUCCUAGCAAUUCAUUUGACGAAAGUCGAUUUGUACUUUUUAUUCGAUGAUGCUAUUCAAAUUGAGGGGUUAGAUAAAACUGCGUCUGGUUUGGAACUAUGUUUUUUACCGCAAGGACGACCAUUGCGAAUGGACGUGAUUGAAAGAAUUGAGACCUUUCGACUCCUCAUUGCUGUAACUGUAUUGACAUGUCAAACAGAUCGGCAGCGCGCAGACACACUAAAUGAUUGGAUCGUACUGGCUAUUGAAACGAAAACUGCUUUAGGCAAUCUGUAUGGAUUUUCAGCUAUAAUGUUCGGACUGUGUAUGCCUCAGGUGGAAUGUUUAGAGAACGCUUGGAAUAUUCUGAGAAGAAUUUACACUGAUAACGCAUUUAUGUUUGAAGCCAAGCUACGACCUAGUUUCAAAAGUAUGAACGAGGGGACUAAUCCUUUACCUCCGAAUACGACUACCCCAUACAUACUCCCUCCAGUUCUAUGCUUCCAUUUGUUUGAUGGCGAUGGCGGUUCGUUGAUUCAACAGGACGACACGUUUCCAGGAAGUUUGAUGAACAGUAUUGAAUUCGAUUUCAAUGCGACUGCCGCGCAUCUCGAAGCCGCCCGACAAUUUCCUAGUCAAAUAGAUAUGUUCAAACGGAACUCUAGGACUGUCGUACAAGAAAUGUCUUCUUUGGGACCCACUUUAGAUCCUAGAUUAUUGGAACUUUUCCGGACCGAGUUUCAUAUUAAUUUUUUAUGGGGUGAAAGAGGAGCUCUCACAACUCCGAAUCAAAGAUUCGCGAGGCUCACCGACAUCCUGACUGCGAUGGCCAACAAGCUGGCCAGCCAACCAUCUGGAGUUGAUGAUAUUGUGUAAUUUUGGAUAUAACGUUUUGCAACACUACGACUUCCUCUGUAAGAUUGUGACCAUAUCAACGAUAUUCAUUUAAGUGCGACAUUAUAUUUGACGAAUCUUUUUUUUUUGUUUAGCUGGUGCAGCUAUAGCUGUUGUGGAAUUUAGCGAAGCCGAAAAAAAUCUUUUUAUACAUGUUUAAGCUAUAAUACAUUUUAUAAAAUAAUGUGAAGGAAUUGUAACUUUAAACAAAUAACUGCCAAUGUAACAUUUAAAGUGCAAAUUUUAGGCAAGCUAGAUGUCAUGUAAUAUUUAAAACUAGUUUAUAAACUGUAUGUUAAACAAGUAGCUGUAAUUUUAGUUUCAACUUUAGCUAAUACGUAUUUAUCUUUGUUAUACAUUUAUAAAAUUAUCGUAAUAAAUGCAAUAUUAUUGUA
Messenger RNA from Bombyx mori (domestic silkworm), 3556 nucleotides. Its product is annotated as SH2 domain-containing protein 3C. Bases 1206 to 3143 code for a protein of 645 amino acids. Lineage: Eukaryota; Metazoa; Arthropoda; Insecta; Lepidoptera; Bombycidae. Gene Ontology annotation, molecular function: guanyl-nucleotide exchange factor activity; phosphotyrosine residue binding. Gene Ontology annotation, biological process: positive regulation of peptidyl-serine phosphorylation; small GTPase-mediated signal transduction. The record is from RefSeq and is a predicted model, not a curated record. The transcript has 6 exons.